ACCACGUCAAGUCGCCCAACCCGCCCACCAUGGCCGCACUGCCCGCUUCACUUUUCCGUUUCGCCGUUCCGCUGGCCAUCGGCGCCUCGGUUGUUCAAUCAUCGCUCUACGAUGUCAAAGGUGGAACCCGCGCCGUCAUCUUCGAUCGUCUGUCCGGUGUCAAGGAACAAGUCGUCAAUGAGGGAACCCACUUCUUGGUACCAUGGCUCCAGCGGGCCAUUGUCUUCGAUGUUCGCACGAGGCCCAGGAACAUUAGUACCACAACGGGAAGCAAGGAUCUGCAAAUGGUUACGCUCACAUUGAGGGUGUUGCACCGGCCUGAGGUCAAGCAGUUGCCUAAGAUCUACCAGAACCUUGGUCUCGACUACGAUGAGCGUGUUCUACCCUCCAUCGGAAACGAAGUUCUGAAAGCUAUUGUCGCCCAAUUCGACGCCGCAGAACUCAUCACACAACGAGAGGCUGUGUCUAACCGCAUCCGCACCGACCUCCUCAAGCGCGCCAACGAGUUCAACAUUGCUCUUGAGGACGUCUCCAUCACGCACAUGACCUUCGGCAAAGAAUUCACAAAGGCCGUCGAAGAGAAGCAAAUCGCACAACAAGAAGCCGAGCGCGCGCGUUUCAUCGUAGAAAAGGCCGAGCAAGAGAGACAGGCAAACGUUAUUAGGGCAGAGGGUGAAGCCGAGGCGGCCGAUACCAUCUCCAAGGCUGUAGCGAAGAGUGGUGAUGGAUUGGUGUUGAUUAGGCGAAUCGAAACACAAAAGGACAUUGCACAGAUGUUGGCGAGAAACCCGAACAUCAGCUACCUACCCGGCGGCAGCUCCGGUGGCAAUGGAGGUGGCUCCAGUGGCGGCAGCUUCCUACUAGGUCUGAGGUCGUAGAUGAGAGGGGCAGAGUAGGUUGAAAAAAGAUGGCGGGGUCGCUGACUAGUCGUUGGCAACGGUAAAUGAGUGAUGAACUGGUGGAAAUGAAUAGCCAGCGACGACCAAGACAUGGUUCCUGUAUAACAUACUGCCGCGGGCACAAUACACUUCUCUACAACCAUAUGAAUAUGGUCUCUUCUCACG
This is a messenger RNA of Pyrenophora tritici-repentis Pt-1C-BFP, 1064 nucleotides long. Its product is annotated as HflC, Membrane protease subunit, stomatin/prohibitin protein. Gene Ontology annotation, cellular component: membrane; mitochondrion. Lineage: Eukaryota; Fungi; Ascomycota; Dothideomycetes; Pleosporales; Pleosporaceae. The record is from RefSeq and is a predicted model, not a curated record. Gene Ontology annotation, biological process: mitochondrion organization.